Messenger RNA from Hyalella azteca, 1071 nucleotides. RefSeq names its product protein Star. The coding region runs from base 41 to 982 and encodes 313 amino acids. The transcript has 7 exons. Lineage: Eukaryota; Metazoa; Arthropoda; Malacostraca; Amphipoda; Hyalellidae. The record is from RefSeq and is a predicted model, not a curated record.
UUUCUAUAUUAUCUAGACUAGAGUGCUAAACUAAUCUUCAAUGCAGGAAGCACCGUACGGCAAACGCUGUCCGAGACCAACACUCAGAGUUUGCCUGCUCUGUCUUGGCUCCAUUAUAUUAGUCGGGAUUUUAAAGACACCUCUUGACUCCCUGUGGAGCAUCGACUGCUCUCCUCCUCUGGCUUGUGACCAGAUUUCCUCUGACAUCUCCGACGCGAUGAGCGGCAGAAAGGAAAGACUCAAGCAAGACGACCCCAGGCUCAUUGAGAAAAUACGCACCCAGUAUCUAGAUCCACCAUCUCUGCAGCCGUACCAGCUCACUGUUGGGGACGAUCCUUCACAAGGACAGUCUUCUGCUAUCAGGAAGAUCAUGGGCGAAUUUCGAGAUGGAUUCUUCGUCGAGUGUGGAGCGCUUGAUGGGGAAACACGCUCCAACUCGCUCGUCUUCGAGAAGACCCUGGGCUGGCGAGGCCUCCUGAUCGAAGGCGACCCCAAGAACUACGAAUUGGUGCGCAAGAAGAACAGGAAGGCGUGGACAGUGGGCGCUUGUCUCAGCACGAAGCCGUAUCCUCAUUCCGUAAUGUUUGAACAGCAAUUCAACUUAGGGAAGAUAAGCAGCAAUGACGUGGAUUUCACCUUAAACAUGACAGGCGUCAUCGCAGUUCAGUGUCUGCCCCUCUACUCCCUGCUGCUGGCACUCAACGUGACGACUGUGCACUACUUCAGCUUGGAUGUCGAGGGCUUUGAGCUGGAGGUCCUCAAAACCAUUCCAUGGGACAAAAUUGACAUACAGACACUGUCUGUGGAGUACAUUCAUGGCUCCUGGUCCAAACUUGAACUGAAGCACUACAUGAAACAACGAAAUUAUUGGUCUUACAAUGAAGUCGCUUUACCUGAAGGAUGGGGUAACGAUUUCAUCUUCGUGAAGAACACCUACAAGAAAAAAAUAGACUACCUGAAGAGCUCUCUUCGGUUAGAGUAGUCUUAGCAUCAGCUACACCCUAAAUGGCAGGCUGCCGGACUUAGAAACUAGCUUUAUAAAUAGUACCUAAAAGAGUAGUUUCAUUUAAA